Molecule: messenger RNA, 5133 nt
Organism: Cylas formicarius (sweet potato weevil)
Lineage: Eukaryota; Metazoa; Arthropoda; Insecta; Coleoptera; Brentidae
Product: fasciclin-2-like
Exons: 8
Coding region: 176-2470 (764 amino acids)
Biological process (GO): cell-cell adhesion
Cellular component (GO): membrane
Molecular function (GO): protein binding
Source: RefSeq, a predicted model, not a curated record
GCCGCGCGGAACAGUCAACGUCGAAUGGUUCGUAUGUAGGUAUUGUAUCGCGCGUCAGGCGUAACGUUUUUCGCAGGCGAAGUUUCCACGCGAAAAGUUUCUUACUAAAAGUUUCGUUGUAAUUUGAAUAAAACGGGGGAGUGGCCGUGUGACUGGGACACUUAAUCCGCGCACGAUGGGUUUGUGGUUCGUGUACUUUGCCGUUGUCGGUUUCGCAGCCGUACACGGGCAAGAAGCGUACCUUCAGAUCCAGCCACGCACGAGGAUAGUGAGGAAAGAGGUGGGCGGCACCCUAGCCCUAACGUGUCGUCCCAUAGCUCCGAAACCGGCUCUGGUUACUCAGUUAGAGUGGAGAGAUCCACGUGGACGAAGGAUAGACAUCCUGAACAAAGCUAGCCCGAUUUAUGUUCAGAGUAUAUCCGGCGAUACUGGUCUCAUGUUGAUGUUCACCGAGUUGAAUGAGCAGCAGCAGGGCAACUAUAGCUGUCACGCGAGUUACGCUACUGAGCCGUUGACGGCUGAAGUCGAAGUCAGCACAUUCGAUGAGGUUGAGUUUGUCGACGCCCCAGAAAGUCAAUAUCCAAUAGCUGGUAAAGACUACCUAAUCAGGUGCAAAGUCAAAGGCAAUCCCAAGCCGUUCGUCGACUGGUUCAAGGGCGAGGCCCUAAUCAAUAACAGCGAGAAAUACAUUCGCACCAACGAUGGAUUGGUGCUGAACAACGUAACGGAAUUGGAUGAUGGUGUCUACAAAUGUUCGGCAAUCGUCGUCGAGACAGGGGCUUACAAAAUCCGAAGCAUUAAGGUCGAGGUGCAGGUACCGCCAAAAAUCUCCCCGAUCGAACCGAUAUCAGUCGUCGAAGGCGAGACCGCGUCCGCCCAAUGUUCCGCUACCGGUAAACCGCCCCCGACUUACACUUGGAUCAAACUCGAUCGCCGAAACGACCUGUCGAAAACCGAUCGGUUCGACGUAAAACGCGGUACCGGCGAACUGAUCAUGAACCGCGUCGAAUUUGGCGACGACGGUCUCUAUAAGUGCAUCGCCGAAAACCCGGCGGGUCGCGUCGAAACCACCAUCAAAAUAAACGUCUUAGUAAAACCAAGGAUCUACGAACUCCUAAACGUUACCAGUCCGGAAAGUAACGAGACGAGGAUCACGUGCAAGGCCUACGGUAGGCCGCCUCCAAGAGUAACCUUCAGGAAAUUAGGUCACACGGAACCAUUCAGGAGCGGACCUCAACCUCACGACCCCAGAAUUAACCUGGAGCAGACCGUUUUUGAGGAAAAGGGUGAAGGUUUUGGUACCCUGAUGAUCACCAACCUCAGUAGGUCCGACGACGGGCUCUAUGAGUGCAAAGCGGAGAACCCGACGAGUUCCGCAUUUAAGAACGGCCACAUUACCGUCCAUUUCAAGCCUACGUUCAACAGAACAAAAGAUUUACCACCUGUGUGGAGUUGGGCGGGAAGACCUGGUAACCUGUCUUGCUUACCGGAGGCUAUACCGAAUGCGACGAUCACGUGGAGGUAUCGCGGAGUGGAAAUCUCUGAGGAGAACUUUAAUAACGGAAGAGUGAGCCGAAACAACUUUAGGGUGCAGGGUACCAGUCCCCAGUCGUUCCUCAUCGUGAAUACCUACGACAAUAAGCUGUAUUACACCCAUUACGAGUGUAUAGCGAGGAACGCGUUGGGUGAGGCGUCGACGAAGAUCGAGUUAAAGAAGGGGGAGGUACCGAGGGCGGUCAAUCAGGUUAGGAGGGUGAGUUUGACAGCGACGACUAUCAAAUUUAGUAUAGUUCCGCCGACGGAUUUCGACGGGUUGCCCGUCAAGUCUUAUACAAUUCAGUACAAGCCGGAGAGGCAGCCCACGUGGGAUAACGCGAUGGAGCACACGUGGAGCGUAGGUGCCCCGUACAUCUUGGAAAAUCUGAUCCCGGAAGUGACGUAUCUGUUCCGGGUGGCCGCCCGGAACGACGUCGGCUUAGGCACGUGGACUAAUAUGGAGUCGGUCACGAUGCCCAGGAGAUCCGAACCCGCCGAACCCACUAUUCUGCUCUCGGCCAUCAACCAAAACGUUCCCGAUGGCGAUGAAGUGGUCAGUCCCUUUUCCAAUCACUUUGAAGUUAGGUGGAAUGUACCAGCUGAUAACGGAGAACCCAUCCAGUAUUACACGAUCAGAUUUUGUAUCACUGAUCGGACGAACGGCGGUUGGAUAGACCGCGAUUGUAGCGAACCACUUCACCAAUCAAUCCAGUACACCAACUAUCAACUAGAUCAGCUCUUCCCCGACACAGUCUACAAAAUAGAGCUGCGCGCUCACAACGCGAUCGGCGACAGCUCUCCCGCGCAAAUUCGUGUGCGCACUGCCAGAGAAGGUAACAUCUGGAACUCGUCGCCGUCGAGGCCGUCGUGUAAAAUGUGGCUUCUGUACGCUGCGCAGGCGAUGGUGGCGUCGCGCGCAGCACUGCGACAUUAAAGUUGUCUCCCCUCCAUCAACUUUAUAGGACUGUUAUUAAAUGUACUAUCGAAAUAUUUUCUAAAGACGGGGUUAAAAUGUGAUGUAGUUGGUCCCCCCCUCCCGACCCGAUGGUGCGCGUGGACGUGGGGGAAGGGGGGCGAGUGCGAGAACGAGUAAAUUAGUGUAGAUAAUAGUCGUUGCUUUCAAAAAGAUUGGGGCCCACAGAGUUUUGAACAAGAUUUUAUUGAUCGUAAACAGUUUCGAAAAAUUGGACCGUCUUAAACAAAAUCAAAAGAAUGCAAUUUUUCUCCUAAAUGAUUUUUACAUUACUCUUAUUCCUCGACGUGGAAAAAUAAAAUAUUUUUAAUAAAUCAUCCGAAAGAUAAAUCUUAGAUGCAUUAAUUAAUACUUCUUUUUGUUUUCUUACUCAAAAGGAGGAACGAAUCAAUCAUUAAUAUAAAUAAAAAAUCGAAAACCUCUUGUGCAAGAGACUUGCAAACAACUUUCUCUUUGGCAAAUAAAUUAGUAUUUUGUUCAGAGGUAAACCGAGAAAAUAUAGAAAUAAGGUAUAAAUAAAAAUACCAAACAAAAACAAAUCUAACAAUACUCAAGGAGGUAAAAGAAAUUGUUCAUUUUUUUACACAAAAUUGUGUUUUAGAUUUUGUUUUAAUAAAUUUAAAAAUAAAUAAAUAUUUUUUGUUCUCGUUAUUGUUAUACAUGAGAAAUAAAAAAAUAGCAUCGAUAAAGAGGAAAAAAUAAAAAAACAAAACGUUUUAAUGCGCCACAACUUUAGGCACAUAUGACUGGUGUAAAAAAUGGUGCAUUGCGGCCAAUCUAUUUUCUACUAUUUUAAUGGCGAUUAGCGCGAGGUUUAUAAAAAAACAGGACGCCGCUGCCGGCUAUCGAUGAUUGAUCGCUCUGAAUCGAAACAUGGCAGCAAUAAAAUCGAGUUUUUCCUCUGCCGAUUAUUGAAAAUGAAUUUUUGUUCGAGUUAAUUUGCAUGACAAACCCCCCGCCCCCUCCCGAAAAUUCCUGGAUUUUUGCUUUUUGUUUCUGAAAAACCCGGAAAAUCCGGCUAACCGCGUUGGGAAAAAAAUAAAAUACGCAAUAAUUUGACGUCUAUUGCACCCCCCACACCCCGUCCCGCGUGCCGUAUGGUAGAUGAGCCUCCGUUUUUUAAAAUUUUAUGUUCGCAGCUUCCGCGCGUGUGAAGUGUCUGAAUGUGUGUGUGUGUGUGUGUGUGUGUGUGUGUGUGUGUGUGUGUGUGUGUGUGUGAUGACCCUCGAAGGCGCCAUACGAAUCGAAUUUUUUAUAUCGGUAAAUACCGCUGCCAAAUCGUAAAUAAGUAUACAGCGCGAUCCGCCGCGAACUUGGUCUAUUAUCUGAAAAAUUCUAACCAUCAAACAUUUUUAAAAUAAGAAAUCAACGAAAAUCGAAGGAGAUAGUUCAACAAAAAUAUUUUUGAAGCGAAUGUAAUUCCUUUCAUACCGGACGUAGGCGUCAACUUGCUUAUUUUAAAUGCAACUCCCUACAUGUUACUGCUUUUUUCGAUUCUUCUAAAAAUUAUGGACGGGUGACAGGUUAUACCAUGUAGUACUAUACUACGUAGGCCCUGCCUAUGCGGAUAAAACAGGAACGUAUAAAGCAACUAUGAAAAAGAUUUUGAGAAGCUCCAUUUAACAUGCGCAUGCGCGAGAUUUAAAAUCUCGCUUUGUAGCAUUCAACAAGCAAAAUGACCACUGAGAGAUCAUCAAUAAGUUUCGAUACAGCAAUUUUACUGCAGUUCUGCAAAACCAGUUAAGUGCGAGACAACAAUUUUUAUCGGUUUAUGGGUUACACCAAAAGUGGGCGCCAACUUGGAUAUUUUGAAUGCAUAGUCCUAAUAUGACGCUUUCAUUAGAGCUCGUUUCUACUCAUACAAAUUUGUUGAUGAUCUAUGAUCGGCCGUGUUGGUGGGUGACCUUUUUUUUCAUAGUUAUUUCAUUAUCGACAUAGGCAGGGCCUCUAUGAUCUAGUAGCUAUAUGGUUAUAGCCCACGAAAAUUUCUAAUUUUUGUUGAUUAUAGUUUUCCCCCAAAAAAAUCGACCAAAUUCCCAUUGGACCGCCUUGUUAGUAGAUAGAUUACGUAUAAAUGUUUAUCGGUAAUUAAGAGGCACAAAAAUGUUGUUCUCGUACGUUUUAAUGUUACCCCCACCACAGCGUUAUUGGAAUCCACGACAAAUGCGACAAACUUAACGAGUUUACCCCCACCUCCCCCCAAAAAAAAAACUCACUUCGGGGGAUUGGGAAAUGUUUAUAAUGUGGUAUUUAAUUUAUCGAUUUUUUAACUAAUAAUAAUAUUUUAUUUAUUAAUAUACUAAAUGCAUCAAUAUAAUACGAGACUUCACGAGCUGUAUUAGGGUUGCUUUUAGUUUUGGAGAACAACAUGGCAGUAAUAUAUCGCUGCUAUUAUAUACAUAUUAUCGCCGCAAUUCUACGAAUUUAUGGAUAAAUUUUUGUUUGAUUUUAUUAAAGUUUGUCACCGGUUUGUGCGUGUGUGUCGCUGUAGUUUCAUUGCCGACAAAUUUACAUUCGCAUUUCAGUGAUGUUUUGUGGCCAGUUCAGCUAUUGCUUUGUGGGACUUACCGUGCCGCUUGACUAGCUAAAAUACGUCGACUUUGCUGCACCUAUGAUUUAGUGUG